Metschnikowia bicuspidata var. bicuspidata NRRL YB-4993 is the source of this 3033-nucleotide messenger RNA. RefSeq lists its product as uncharacterized. The record is from RefSeq and is a predicted model, not a curated record. The transcript has a single exon. Lineage: Eukaryota; Fungi; Ascomycota; Pichiomycetes; Serinales; Metschnikowiaceae. Bases 1 to 3033 code for a protein of 1010 amino acids.
AUGAGUCUGCCUAAAGAAAUCGUGUCCUACCCACAGAAAGUACUUCCAAUGUUGUUUAAUUACUCAAAGAACAUAGAGGUGAUGAAUGCCCAGCUCGCCCCAGACGGCCCGCCACUUGGAUUCACUGUCUUCAGAAAGCCCAGCGCCACAUACCUGGCCAAAUUAGAACGUGCCACAGAACCUUUAUCCAAGUUUGCUAGGGCCUCAGCCGUUUUUCGAAGCCACUGUCAAAAGAAUAUUAGCCGUUCGAAAUCUCCUCUAGAUGCCACUGAGACAGGAUUGUCGAGAAAGAAGGAAAAACCGGAGCGCUCAGAAAGAAACAAGCCUGGGUGCAAGCAGUCUACUUGUACCCAAGGUAUUUCUCUUUCAAGGGUCAAAAACAGAAACAGGGAAGCAAAGGAUUCCAACAAAAUCAAUUUGCAGACUGAAAAGGCACUGAGAAAGGCACCCCAUACCGAUGCAGUUGCGUUCAUUUGCCAAUCAAAAAAUUUGAAAAGCAUAUUACUUGCACGCUCACUCUUGAAAAAGUUGUCAUUGGGAUCUAUCGAUCGAAAAACUCUGAUUCUUGUUGCCUACUAUGUCUUGGUUACUGCAAAAGCACAGAUUGCGAGAGCAACGAGGUUGCAAGCUAAUGGCACUCAGGAACCAUCUUUUUCAAGGCAGAGAGCUCAAAAUGGAUCGAAGCUAGCUAGGGCAUUUUCCAAGGGCUGUUAUUUGAACACUAAAGUCUCCUUGAAGCAAAAGCUCAGAAGAAUCGCAAGCUUUCUUCCUACCACGAGAAGACUUGGCAAGAGUCACAAUGUUUCUGAAUAUAAAUCAGAAAGGGACGAAGUUCCUACCAUUUACCUACUCAGAAGCAUCAGUGACAUUAUUGAAGACAUUGGAGACUUUGAUCAGAUUCGGGGAGCAGAAAUCGAUCCCUUUGGGCUCCGGGAUUACAUGUGCCGUUCUGAAACUAUGUUUGACGAGCGCAUACUGGUGGAUAUCCUCCCUGAUUUAACAAACGUUUCAAUUAAUGCCGGGAAGAGCUCUUCGUCCCUCUCCAAAAAAUCAGAUGGUGAUGUCGAAGCUUUCAACUUUGUGUCUGCAGAAUGCUUAGACUCAACCGAACUUACUAAAGAAAAAAAGAUCAACGAAUCUCCUUCCUCAAGUUAUGGUGGGCUUGAAGAGGAAAAAGUAGAACCUGCUGGCGCCACAGGGUACAGAACAAGAAAGUUCAUACUGGAAGAGUGGGAGACGCUCGAAACAAACGUGAGCUGGCUUGAAAUUGCAAUUCCAGGUGCAGCUUCAGGAUCUAGACAUCAAAAAGUCUUCCCAAGAAUUCAAAAUUCACGUGGUUUAAGUGAAGAGAAUUUAUUUGUCAAUCCUACUAAUACUUUCCCAACUAAGCCGGAGACAAAUCUUGACGAGGUGGACUGUGCAAGCAUUACCUCAUCCACACACUUGGUCGAAUCUAAACAAGUGGUGGGGACUUCUUUGGAAAAGCUUGACUGUGUUGUUGAUCCAGGAGCUUGUCCUGCAAAACAUAACAAUGAAUCAGAAAGUCUGACAGUAUGCUUGGAGCUCGAAUUGAGUAUGACCGAGUACGAGGAAAAGGAGGUUUCAGUCACUGGACUUUCUCAUUGUUCCGGUGAUCCAGAAAUAUCUAUCUCUCCCCUUCAAGUUCCAAAAUUGCCUAAGCUUCCCCCAUUCUUGCAUAGUUGCACCAAAGGAAAUUGGACACGAGCAACAUUGCCGCAUUACAUGCCACCAAUUCAAGAGGUAUUGGAAUCCGCCCUGAGUUCAAUCAACGAGAAAACAGCCGCAAGCUACAACGAUUUGAAAACUUCAAAGUACGCAUCUUCCUUGUGGAAUGAUGGUGACGAUGUGUUGGAAGUGAAUGACACUGACCUGAUACCUAUGAGCGGGGUAAAGUUCACGGCUGAAGACUCAAAGGCGUUUGCAGGUGAGAGCAAUGUCACGGCUGACGAAGAAGGCACUUUUGUUAAAGCGCUCCUUGCAGAAGGCCUGCUUAAUGAUUACAUCAGAGAGUUGGCAGCGCAAACCCGGCAAAGGCGCACUCACGCCAUAUCUCUUUGGACAAGAACCAGGUUGUUGCUUCUUGAGUUCGAGGAGGAAGAAACGCUGUCAACACAAAAGACAAGAUCAGUCAAAUUCGUGGACGCAGAAGACGACUGCUUAUCGAAUUCAGAUUUGAGUGUGAGUUCUGAAGGUUCCAUCACGGGGACCUCACGCCUUUCGGAAUCGAACGCUACCAAGGGUGAGGGAGUGACAAAAACGACUAACGGAGAGUACUUGGGGAAGGAAAAUCGUAUUCUUACACUCAUCAUUGAAAACUAUCUGCGCAUUUUUCUGCACUUGAUCACGAACAUUAUUUACCCGUGCAAUGAAAAGAUCCGAGUAUUGCUCCAAAGUAUCAUGGCCAUCAAGAGAACAGCGAGUGAAUUGGACUGCUUGGGAUCUGCCAUAUGUGACGAGCUUUUGUUUAUCAGCUCGAAUAUGGAUGGCAACGAAACAAUCGACUGCCAAUACUGGGAGACUAGAAUUGAGCAGAGUCGCUGUGCGUUAAAAACCUUGGACACACGGUUUGAUCAGCUUCACGAUGACUUGAUCUUGGUUCAGAAAAAGUUUGGGCAUGUUGUUGCAAGCAUUGCUGAUGAAGUCAGUAAAAUCAGCCAGAUGAGGGAGCGGGUUUGGGAGAAGUACCUCCUGUUCUACACAGCUAAUCGUGCGGGCAUAGUGUCGGAGGACAUCCACGAAUAUACCCAUGCGAAUGAGUACAAGAAGGCCACCACAUGGCACUCUUAUGUGAACACCGAUGAGUUGAAGGCUCUACUCAUAGAAAACAUCAAGGCACUAUGUGCAAACUAUUUGUCCAUGGGCGAAACGAUGUGUCUGAUUCACCAGGGUCUUGGCUAUGUCAAGACGGCGUUGGCCUUGCACGAGCUAGACCAGCAGCAGAAAGAAUCAGACCAGCGGGUCACAGCCAUUGAAGUGUCACAAGACACAUGUGGUCCAUGUGACCAGGUGUAG